AUGGGUGCAUGUUGUUCAUGUCAAAGGGUGCGCCAUUUCGAUCAUCAAGGGAAUUAUCGUCACCAUAAUUAUAUUAAUGGUGAUGAUAAAGAAGAUAAUAUUAUUGUUGAAGAUGAUCAUCAUGGUGUUGUAGGAAAGGGAGAUUUUGGUGCUAAUAUUAGGUUACAUGGAUAUUCUAAAUUUGUAUCUAUGUAUAGUCAACAAGGUAAAAAAGGGAUUAAUCAAGAUGCCAUGACAGUUUGGGAGAAUUUUGGUGGAGAGAAAGGUGCGUUUUUUUGUGGCGUAUUCGAUGGGCAUGGUCCAUCCGGUCACAAGGUGGCACGCUAUGUGCGUGACUUGUUACCAUCAAAAAUUUCGAUAUCGUUGAAAGAGAGUGAUAUUAAUGAGAAUGAAAUUAUUAGAAACAUCGAAAAUGAUGAAGAAUCUAAUCAGAAUUUCCCAUUAUUUGAUGCAUGGAAAUCUGCAUAUCUCAAGUCCUUUAAAGAAAUGGAUGAACAACUUGGAAGGGAACCUUCAAUUGAAAGUUAUUCUAGUGGCACAACAGCUGUUACUUUAUUUAAACAGGUAAUUAAUUAA
Messenger RNA from Solanum tuberosum (potato), 576 nucleotides. Its product is annotated as probable protein phosphatase 2C 65. The transcript is spliced from 2 exons. The record is from RefSeq and is a predicted model, not a curated record. Gene Ontology annotation, molecular function: protein serine/threonine phosphatase activity. The coding region runs from base 1 to 576 and encodes 191 amino acids. NCBI's taxonomy places the organism in Eukaryota, Viridiplantae, Streptophyta, Magnoliopsida, Solanales, Solanaceae. Gene Ontology annotation, biological process: protein dephosphorylation.